AUGCCUGCAACGAAACUUUACGAGGGGAUCAAGGUUGGGCGCAUGAACCUGUCCCAUCGCAUGGCCAUGGCGCCUAUGACCCGUUUUCGGGCAGAUGACGCGCAUAUUCCUUUACCUAUGGUCAAGGAAUACUAUGAGCAGCGCGCAGCUGUUCCUGGUACUUUGAUCAUCACCGAAGCGACCUUCAUAUCCCCACAGGCUGGCGGUUUCACCAAUGUCCCUGGCAUUUACAGCCAGGCGCAGAUAGACGCAUGGCGGCAAGUGACCGAUGCUGUACAUGCGAGAGGCUCAUAUAUAUACCUGCAGCUCUGGGCUUUGGGACGUGCAGCUGAUGCUACAGUCCUCAGCGCUCAAGGUCACAACCUCGUGUCUAGCAGCGCGUCGCAAUUGAGCAGUGAUUCUCCGACUCCAAGGGCGCUGACCGAGGCCGAGAUCCAACAAUACAUCGACGACUACGCCAAAGCCGCUGAGAAUGCUAUCGCUGCAGGCUUCGACGGCGUCGAAAUUCAUGGGACCAACGGGUUUCUUAUCGAUCAGUUCAUACAGGAUACCUGCAACAAGCGCAAAGAUGCGUGGGGUGGAAGUGUUGAGGGCCGCGCAAGAUUUGCGCUGGAGGUGACACGUGCCAUUGUUGGCACCAUCGGAGCCGACAGGACCGCUAUCCGUCUGGGACCGUGGAGCAAAUUCCUGGGCAUGCGCAUGGAUGAUCCCAUCCCACAAUUCACCUACCUGGCAAAGAAGCUGGCCGAAUUCAAGCUGGCCUACUUACACUUAGUAGAGUCUCGGAUCUCGGGCGACGCUGACGUCCAGUCAGCCGAAGAACUGGAGUUCUUGAUCCAUGCCUACGGCCAUGCGAGUCCAGUCGUCAUCGCGGGCGGUUACAAUGCUGACUCGGCCCGGCAAGCUGUCGACCUGCAGUACAAGGAUCAAGAAAUCAUCAUUGCCUUUGGCAGACCGUUCACUUCAAACCCUGAUUUACCAUUCAGGAUUAUCGCUGGCAUGGACCUGCGCCCUCAUGAUCGGGGUGGCUUUUACUUGCGUCAGGAAAGUCAGGGUUACAUAGACUACGACUUUAGCGAAGAAUUCAAAGCCCUUUGUGGCUUUUGA
Molecule: messenger RNA, 1107 nt
Organism: Aspergillus melleus
Lineage: Eukaryota; Fungi; Ascomycota; Eurotiomycetes; Eurotiales; Aspergillaceae
Product: alkene reductase
Exons: 1
Coding region: 1-1107 (368 amino acids)
Molecular function (GO): FMN binding; NADPH dehydrogenase activity
Source: RefSeq, a predicted model, not a curated record